Molecule: messenger RNA, 3816 nt
Organism: Harmonia axyridis
Lineage: Eukaryota; Metazoa; Arthropoda; Insecta; Coleoptera; Coccinellidae
Gene: msi
Product: RNA-binding protein Musashi homolog 2
Exons: 6
Coding region: 567-1583 (338 amino acids)
Cellular component (GO): cytoplasm
Molecular function (GO): RNA binding
Source: RefSeq, a predicted model, not a curated record
AGCAGAACCAGAUCGUCAGAUUCGUUGCGAUCGCAGGAAAGUGUACUCGAAUCACUGCGGGAGAUACAUAAUAAAAUUUCAUCGAUGUCUUUUUUAUCGGACUGCACUAAAGAUUAAACCAAUCCUCACACGUGUGGCAACGCAGCCCUCGCAUGCCUUUGUAAAGAUCCUAGUUGAAACGAAUAUCUGCGACAAUAUGUUUUACACAGUUGUAUCUGUAAAUUUAGUAGUGUAAACUGACUGAAGAUUAGUGGUUAGUACGUAAAUAUCACUUGUGAUCUUCCAUAUCAGGAAAAUAGUGGAUGGUUCGAUGCUGAAGCCCUCUGUUAACCUAUCAAUAAGUUCCGUUGUCGCACAAUAUUAACCGUUGCCUUACCAACAACUUGUCUUCUGUAGGAGGUGAUAAUAAAAUAGAAAGGAAGCUAUGGCUGUCACAGUGUAUUCCUCAAAUAUCAAAUUAGAAUGUGUCGCAGGAGAGAAUGGAAUUAUGGAUGAGGCUUUUAGCCUACUUAACGACAACAGAGGACAUUCAGAAACAAAAUGGCGACCAUUCUUCGUGAAGCGGUAUGGAACCUAAAGGUAUCAUAGAAAUCAAUGGAGGAAGCCAUUCAGGCUCCUCAGGACGGAGCACACCUAAUACCUCCAAUGAGCCAGCACCUGGAAAAUUAUUUGUCGGUGGUCUCAGCUGGCAGACUUCCAGCGAGAAGUUAAGGGAGUAUUUCGGGAUGUUCGGCAACGUCACUGACGUCUUAAUAAUGAAGGAUCCAGUAACUCAGAGGAGUAGAGGAUUUGGAUUCAUUACCUUCUCUGAACCCUCGAGUGUGGACAAUGUACUAAAAGUACCAAUUCACACCUUAGAUGGGAAGAAAAUCGAUCCAAAGCACGCUACUCCGAAGAAUAGACCCAAGCAACCAAACAAGACCAAAAAAAUUUUUGUUGGAGGAGUGAGUCAAGAUACAUCGGCAGAAGAAGUAAGAGCGUAUUGCGCGCAAUUUGGAAAAGUAGAUGAAUGCGUUAUGUUGAUGGACCAACAAACAAAAAGGCAUAGAGGUUUCGGAUUCGUUACCUUCGAAAGUGAAGAUGUAGUAGAUAGGGUUUGUGAAAUUCAUUUCCAUACAAUCAAGAAUAAGAAGGUGGAAUGCAAAAAAGCCCAGCCGAAAGAGUCUGUAGCUGGUGGAGCCCCGCUCAUUAGUAAGCGUUUGAUGAUAGGAGGUCUAGGAAUGAGACUUCAUAAUGCAGCAGCCCCUGGUGCUUUGGCUGCUGCCACCCCACUAACUGUUGCACAGGUCCAAGCCCAUGCUGCCGCAGCUGCUGCAGCUCAAGCACAAUCGGCAGCUGUAGCUGGUUACGGAAAAAUAUUUGGAGCUUAUCCACCAUUAGCCAGCUAUAGAUUCUCUCCUUAUGGCAUUCCCACAAUGGCAGCUGGUGCUCCUCCGCAAGCACCUAGCCAGGGCGCUCAAGGUGCACCACUACCACCAGUUCCACACAGUCCUUACCAAGGAUAUAACUUGGCAAAUGUAGAUAUGUCGAGUUUCCAAGGUGUUGAUUGGUCCGCGAUGUAUGGAGUUGGGAUGUACUGUUAAAAUUUUGCUCAUAAUUUUAUUGUAAAUAUCUCUCUGCAGAUUCUACCUAAAUUAGGUAUUUCAUGAUUUCAAGGGCAAGUCAACAGUUCUUCCAUUUAUAACAAUAUUUUAAUAUAAAAAAAUCAUUUUAACGACUUGAUAACAAUAUCAAUAAUUUAAAUAAUAAUUGUUCCAUCUUCAUAUAGAAGUUUAGGAUUCUCAAAAAAUCAUAUCGAAUGCUUUAAUAUUAUCUGAAUAUGUAUUAUAAUAGUCCCCAUUGAAUACAAUCGCAUGUUUAGCGAACUGUUUACUUGUGCUUUAUUAUCUUGAUUUAACAUAACGAAGCAAAUCUGUGAAUCGACAGAAAAUUUUGACAGAAACUGAUAUUAAACCAGAUUAAAUAAUUCAGAGCCAAUAUUUGCUCAAUAUGUUUCCUUGGAUUUUCAAACAAUAAUUGACAGGAAUUGUCCUUGUUCAUCCUAAAAAAAAAUAAACAAAAAACUUCUCCUUUAUUAUAUAAAACUUAUUUUGGUCUUGAAUGGAGUCCCUGCUCAUUUAGUAUUUAGCAAUAACUCGCAAUAAUAUCAGUAUUAUCAAAUUUUACUCUCGUAACUUUUGUUUCUGAGAUUCCUGCUGAAGGCAAUAGUGUGUUGAGAAUCAAGGCAUGUUAGGUUGUGCACUGUACUUAAUUUUAUAUUAUUAUUUAUUGUGUGACUGAUAGGAUAUUUAUUUUUAAGUGUCUGUUAAAACUUUUUGAAUAAUUUUUAGAUAUUGUUGAAUGUUGUGAAAACAUUUCACACUAAUUAAAUUGGCAUAACUUCUAGUUCUAAAUUACAAAACGUGAUAAUUUAUAAUUUGUAAUGUAUAUUUCCUAAAAGUAGAUGCCUAUGUUUGUUUAUCGACGAAAUGAAUCUUUUCUUCCAAAUUUCAGUAAAUGCCAAUUCUCACUUAAAUACCAGACCUUAUUAAGAUCUCAUUCUUUAGAAGUAAUGUGUUAUGGAUUAAUAAUGUACAUGUUCACAAUUCAAGUGAAUUUUUGAAUUGAACUAUUUGUUUUAUCAAGCAGAUCUAGUCAUCGAGGUGAACUGCCUUGUUUACUUACAAUCAUAUUAACCAGAGAGAGACAGACCUGCCGACAUUCCUGUUGUAGCUGUGCAUCGAUUUUUUAUAUUUGUGUGAUUCUAAGGACCAAUGCGUCUAUUGCCUGGCAUAGUGCCAUGGAGCAAUCUAACUAAGAGCAACUUCUUUGCCCCACAUUUUUCAACAAUUAUUUGAUAUUGUAAGGUUGUAUAUUUCUGCAUUGAUAUUAACUUCAUCUUGUAAACAUUAUUCUUUUGACGCCUUAUUUCAAUUCUUGCAUUAUAGCUUUCUGAAGAUGUAAUAUUCAGUAUUAUGGACAGACUGAUACGCUCUUAGUUUAAGAUUGCUAUAAGUAUUUUUAAAAUGUUCAUAAGGUUUGAUAUAUGCUUAGUUUUAAGUGAGACGCCUAAUGGAACAAAAACCUAUGAGCCUUGUGAUAGUUGUUGGGCAGAUGGUAGUUCCAACUCAGUUGCAAGUCUGUUGCUUCAUAUUUAAUUCUAAUUAAUUGAAAUUAUUUUUAUCAAUGAUAAUAACAGUAAUUCAAUGAUAUUCAGUUGUGCUUCAUUUUAUACUGUUAUAUUAUUUGAUUCCAUUUUUAUUCACAUUCUACUUUUUUGAUUCUGUAAUGAGAUUUUUCAAUAAUUGUGUUUGAUCUCCCCUCAUUGUUAGAUCGACUUGGAACUAAGUAACAGGCGACAAUAGUUGUAUAUUUAAUUCAAAUUGACAGCAAUAAGCGUUGUGAGACAGAAUGAACCCUCUAUUUUUAUAUUCAAUUAUAAAUGUUAAGACAAAUAAAACUUUAGUUUCACUUGUUGAGUGAACCCUUAGGAUUUUGUAUAUAAUGUAGUCUUAUAAGAGGGUUGGCUUGAAUAUAUGCGAAGGUUCGCCUUAGCAAAAGGUAAUAAUAGAAUAUUGAUGUAGUUAUAAAAUAAUAUGAUUACUAUGAAGUAUAGGCACUCCUAUUAACCUGUUCCGUAGAUGUUUAUGUUUAGCCAUGUCGUAUGUAUUUUUGAAUAUACCGUAGGUAUUAAACUAAUGUAUAAGUUGAUAUAGUAAGUAGACUUUAGUAUCUGUAGAAUGUAACUGUGUGUGUAGUGUGUAGGGACGACUUAAUUUUAUGGUCGUUUAUGCACUCUGUAGUAGAGCUAUUUCAAUAAAGUAGUUUCAUGAAGUA